AUGUGGAUGCGUAGAUUCGAAUCACUGAUGGGAACAGAUCCGUACAACAACGAUGGCAUUGAGAUAUCUCCUUUCAAGUCGCCAAGGCGUGGCAUCAUCAAGCUCGAGUACCAGAGCGACAGAAUAGCAUUUUCGCCGGUCAAAACCCCGAAUGGAAGGGCAGGGCAGGUGUCACCAAGAAGACGGAUGGCUGCGUUGAACAAAUCUGCCAGAAAAAGAGCCAUGAAGUCAACUAGCGUGUAUUCGAGACUCAUGAAGGAGGACGAGGAUGAUGAAGAGGACGAUGAUGACAUCUUGAGGCAGCAGGAUAUCCGUAUUGCCGAGUCGAUCUUGAAACAGUCUAGAGAUGAAGAGUUCAGGGCGUAUGGUAGCGACGUGGAACUUGAGGAGGACAUAUCUCAGCCAACAAAGAGAAGGAGACGCGAAACAGUUCGUCGAGCCCAACCUGCGCCAGAGGUAGAAGACGAGCCGGAUCUCGAUCUUGAUAUAGACGACUCCAGCGACGAAUUCAACGAAAUCGAAGAGGAAGACGAGGACGACGAAGACGAAGGCUUGGAUUCUUCGGACGAAGAGGUGGUUAUGCCAUCCCCAUCUAAACCUCGCUCUCAAAGGUCACCCUUGAAAUCUCGCUCCCCUCCCACAGAUGUUGAAAUCGAGGAAGAAAUUGAGGUGUCGUCGCCUUCCAAACCAACCAAUGGAAAGAGAAGGGUCGGUAGGCCCACCAAAGCAGAGAAGAUUUUAGGCAGCAUCAAGAGUAUUUUCCAAAUGGAUGAUGAGACACUUUUCAAGGAAAAUAAGAGCACGUCUAAAGACACCAAAAAGAAAGACAAUAAACCGUCGUCUACUUUCUCUUCUAUGCUUGACACCGAAGUUGCUCCAGUAAUCUCGGGCUUGCGACAAACCAAGGAGGAGGAAAAUAAUACCCACGAUGCAGUCAAGGAGUUUGUACCACUAGAAAUACCCAAGACUGAUGAUAAUGGAAACAUUAUUGAUGAGGAUUUCUUGAAGAACCAUUUCGGCGGAGUCCGUCUCGAAGAAAAUCUCAAGGGAAGGUUUUUGGACGAAAGAGCAUUUUUCCUUGAAGGAUCUGAAGGAUACUUUGAACAGCAUAGUACCAGAGCCAAGCCCAGUAACAGAUCCUUGGCUCAAUUAGCGCCAGCAGUGGAGUAUGGCUCUUUUAUUCCUUACAUUGAUUUGAUGGACAAAGUUGCCCACCGCGAGAAGACCAUUCUCAACCAUCUUCACAAGCUACUCUACCAUCAAUGGUGCUUUGAAUUAUCACAAGGUUAUAGCUUGAAUUUCUAUGGAAUUGGGUCUAAAAUAGAGUUGAUCUUGGAUUUUGUUACAAACUACUUUAUCAACUGGUUUGAACAGAUAUACGAGCAUGAUCUUCCUCAGAUUAUGGUAGUUAAUGGCUAUAAUCCUACCAUCAAGUUCAAAAAAAUAUUGCAGGACAUCGUGACCGUAUUCAUCCCUCCCGAAACGAAGAAAUCGGAAAGCAUCCGAUUCCCAAAACACGUCGCAGAAACAGUACCCUUUUUGGUUAAUUACAUCGAGAAGAAAAGGAAAAUAAUCCACAAUGCUUCCGAAGACAGCACAUUCAUUGCACCCAAAAUGAUCUUGGUCAUCAAUAAUAUUGAUGGAGAAGUGUUCCGUGAUGAGAGAACCCAAAACUACUUCUCCAUUCUUGCAUCACUUCCUGAAAUAUGGUUGGUUUCAUCCACAGAUAACGUCAACGCGCCCUUAUUGUGGGAUCAAUCCAAAAUGAAAAGUUUCAACUUCAUUUGGCAUGACUUGACCACUUAUAAGUCUUAUUCUACCGAACUUUCUUUCAAAGAUGUGUUGAAUUUGGGUAAGUCUAAGAAAUUUAUCGGUGAGAAGGGAGUUCAAUUUGUGUUGAAUUCGUUGACAUCCAAUGCCAAAAAUACAUACCGGACUCUCUUGGAGAGACAAAUGCAAAUUAUCAACGAUGCUGCGGGAACCGAAGCUUCUAGGAACAAUCUCAAGGGUAAUCUCAAGCAUGGGGUUGCUUUCAAGGACUUGUAUGAGAACUGUGUGGAGAAGUUCAUUACCAGUAACGAAAUCACCUUCAGAACAGUGUUGGGUGAGUUUGUUGAGCACAAGAUGUGUAAAUUGGUGAAGAACGAGGCGGGCGCCGAGAUGGUGUUUAUUCCGUUCAGUUAUGAUGAAAUGGUAAAGGUGAUGAAGGAUGUGUUUGAAAUGGACACUCGUAAUAAAAUAUAA
This is a messenger RNA of Suhomyces tanzawaensis NRRL Y-17324, 2244 nucleotides long. RefSeq names its product origin recognition complex subunit 2. Gene Ontology annotation, cellular component: nuclear origin of replication recognition complex; nucleus. Gene Ontology annotation, molecular function: DNA replication origin binding. Gene Ontology annotation, biological process: DNA replication. The record is from RefSeq and is a predicted model, not a curated record. The coding region runs from base 1 to 2244 and encodes 747 amino acids. Lineage: Eukaryota; Fungi; Ascomycota; Pichiomycetes; Serinales; Debaryomycetaceae. The transcript is spliced from 3 exons.